GUUUGUAUUUGAUUGGCGAGUCGAGUUCCUUCUUAACCGGUCGUAUCGUAAUCAAGAGAUUAGUUCGCACAAUACGUUUGAUGCUCAAAAGGGACAUUUAUAUCACUUAGGAAAUCCGUUCCGUUUACCAUCGGUGUGUCGUGAUCGCCUCGUCCUAUGCAGGUAUCUCCACCCCAUCAUUCUGACUCGGAGCAGACAUGGUAGAGCCAACGACAGCGCACAAGUUCGCCUCCCUCGAAGAGGAGCUGGGCUUCUGGAAGGAGCAGGCGGACAGACACCAGCAGAGGGCCGACGAGGCUCAGGAGGAGCUGCAGGAGUUCCAGCAGAUGAGUCGAGACUACGAAGCGGAGCUGGAGACGGAGCUGAAGCAGUGCGAGGGGCGAAACAAGGAGCUGCUCUUCAGCAACAACCGACUUCGCAUGGAGCUGGAAAACAUCAAGGAAAAAUUUGAGGCGCAGCAUUCGGACGCCUUGAGGCACAUCUCAACCAUGGAGGAAGAUCUGGCACAGACCACGGCGGUGAGAGAUCACCUGCAGAAAUACAUCCGAGAGCUUGAGCAGUCCAACGACGACCUGGAGAGGACCAAGAGGGCGACCAUCAUGUCACUGGAGGACUUUGAGCAGCGGAUGAACCAAGUCAUCGAGAGGAAUGCCUUUCUUGAGAGCGAGCUGGACGAGAAGGAGAACCUGCUCGAGUCCGUCCAGAGGCUCAAGGAUGAAGCCAGAGAUCUCCGCCAGGAGCUGGCUGUACGUCAGAAGGACAGACGUCCGUCCAGCAGCCUCGGCAAAGACACAGAUCGAACAGAUCUGCCGUGCGCCUCGGCUGCUAAUCCAUCCUUCCCCAUCACGCCCUCCAAACCGCUCAGCUCGUUCGCCACACCCCCUGCCUCCAGUAUCCGACGAGGUGACGGUCUAACAGGUACUCCACUCACUACGUCUGCUAGAAUAUCUGCACUCAACAUCGUAGGGGAGCUGCUGAGAAAAGUCGGAAAUCUGGAGUCCAAGUUGGCAUCCUGUCGAGACUUUGUGUACGACACGCCUGUUAGCAGGCCUGCGCUUCCAGCUGGUCCCGGUAGUCCCUCGGGUUUAGAAGCAAGGCCCGAUGUCCAAACCGCCAGCAUGAGCCCCCCUCCUUUGUACGACAGUUUAGUGAAGCGGUUAGAGUUUGGACCAGCUCCUCCAAGAGGGUCCUCCCAGGGCGCCCAAUCUCCACAGGGAGGAGUCAAGAUCCUGCUAUGAGACGCCCUCCGUCAGUAACCUCAAUAACACCCCCCCUCCCCUUUCAAUAAACUACAGCAAUGGGACUUUGAAGUGAGCCGUCUUCCCUUGUCGCAACAUGUCGACUGAACUAUUUGAACAAGAAAGCCACUGUCCUAGCACAUGCCCCACAAUAUCAGCACAUGGACUUCUGCUGCCUCAGGCACCAUAUCCGUCAUAGGAAACAGCGCUGCAGCUUUGUACAAAAUCAAGAAAUGUGGAACCUGCUGUUCACACUUUAUCACAUACUAUAUCUUUGACACUGUGGUCGGAAGGUGUCUGAAAACUACUCUGUGACAACUGCUUUCAGUGAAGGAUCGAGCACAACGGGGCUUUUGGGACGUGGGGGUCACAUUUGAAGGUGGCUGAUGCAUGUGCUCACGAAUUAAUUGAAGUAGGGACUCAAAUUAGAGCAAGUUACACUUUUAACAGCCAGUAGUGAAACUGGUUAAGGGACCAAAAACCCCAGUGUCAUUCAUACAAAGAUCCAAAUGGGCAAAUAUUGUGUUUAUGACAAAGUCCAAACCAAAGUUGUGAUAAAUAGGUGAAAACAAAAAUAAAAGUGAUGGGUUAAAUGAUA
Messenger RNA from Scophthalmus maximus (turbot), 1836 nucleotides. RefSeq names its product nuclear distribution protein nudE homolog 1-A-like. The transcript is spliced from 9 exons. Gene Ontology annotation, cellular component: centrosome; kinetochore; kinesin complex. Bases 198 to 1238 code for a protein of 346 amino acids. The record is from RefSeq and is a predicted model, not a curated record. NCBI's taxonomy places the organism in Eukaryota, Metazoa, Chordata, Actinopteri, Pleuronectiformes, Scophthalmidae. Gene Ontology annotation, biological process: mitotic centrosome separation; microtubule nucleation; cell migration. Gene Ontology annotation, molecular function: microtubule binding.